This is a messenger RNA of Papaver somniferum (opium poppy), 1267 nucleotides long. RefSeq names its product protein FAR-RED IMPAIRED RESPONSE 1-like. Gene Ontology annotation, biological process: regulation of DNA-templated transcription. The record is from RefSeq and is a predicted model, not a curated record. The transcript has 2 exons. Gene Ontology annotation, molecular function: zinc ion binding. Bases 522 to 1250 code for a protein of 242 amino acids. Lineage: Eukaryota; Viridiplantae; Streptophyta; Magnoliopsida; Ranunculales; Papaveraceae.
AUCUUCUCUUUUAACACUUAUGUAGAAAAAAGAAAGUCAUUUUAGAUCUAGAAAUUUUCUUCACCAAAAUCCAUGUUUUCUCUCUUCCUUAACAAAACAUGGAAGGAAGUCCUGGAGAAUCCGUUGAUUAUGGUGAUGAAGAGGACAACACUUUUAAUGAAAGUGAUGAAAUAAAACCUCCUUUGGUAGGGAUGAUUUUUGAUGAGCAUGAAGAAAUGUUUCAAUUUUACAAAGAGUAUGCUAGAAAAUUUGGAUUUCCAGUGCAGAAAAGAUCAAAAAGGACCAACGUUAACAGUAUUACAAGAAGUGUGACUUUUGCUUGUUGAAAAUCCGGUGAGCAUGAAAGCCGAACUCAAAAUCAAACGAAGCCACAGGAGACAGUUAAAAGUGGGUGUACUGCUUCGAUUACUGGGAGAAGGCAAGCAAGCGAUAAUAAAUGGUAUAUUUCAGUGGUACGUCUUGAGCAUAAUCACGAGUGCAACCCCGAUGAUGCUCGUUUUUUAGUUGUCACUGAAUACCCAAUGGACAGCUUUGAAAAGCAUCCCAUUGUCACUGAAUACCCAAUGGAGAAACAGGUUCGUAACUUGUAUACUAACUCAAAAUUCCGAGAAUUUCAAGUACAAUUGUUAAAGAUGAUGUAUUGUAACUUCAACAAGAUUGAGGUAAAUCCCGAUGGUAAAGUCUACGAUGUCCAACAAGACAUAUGGAUUGAGAAUAAUUUUUAUAAGAAAGUGACUUUUUAUAAGAAAAUGACUUUUUUUGUUACAUAUAACAAAGAAGAUUGUGAUGUUCAUUGUACAUGUCAGAUGUUUGUAUUUAGAGGAAUACAAUGCUACCAUGUGUUAAGCCUAUUGUCUAAUAAUGGUGUGAAAGAACUCCCAGACAAAUAUAUAUUGAGACGAUGGCGAAAGGAUGUGAAAAGAUGUUAUACAAAGGUGAAAGUGGGUUUUAGUUGUUGGAAAAAUGAUGAUGCAAAUACCGAAUACUAUGAUUUUUGCAAUAAAUUUGGUGAGCUUGCAGAUUGGGUUGCGGGUACUAGUCAAUACCGUGAUGUUGAUGAUUGGUUAGAUUGUAAGAAGAAGGAAGUGCAACAAAUAUUUAUCAAACUAAAAGAAAGCGACAAACUUAAAGAAAUUCAGCUUGAGGUGUCGGAAGCGGUAGAUGGAAAUGUUGAGUAUGGAGUAGGUGAUAACGUUGUUAUUACUGUGAAUGACCCGUCACGAAAAGACACGAUUAGGUCGAACACGUAAGACAGUACACCAACCAA